GAUUUGUCCUUCCCAAACCUUGAGCAGAUGGAGGAAGAGGCUGUGAUGAAGAUGCUGCGGGUCCCCCAGGCAGGCCCCGAGCUGAGGACGGAGAGCACGGAGGACAAAUCCCCCCGGCAGAGCCUGGUGGGAGAGGCCGUUUUGAAGGGCUCCCCGGCGCAGGAAGGCAGCGGGGAGGAAAAAGCCCGGAGAUGCCCCCGGAGGAGGGGCUGCAAAGCCAGCCCAGGGAGCUGUGAGGAGGAAAGAGCCGUCCUGUGCCGGGAAGGCGGCCGGAGCUUGAGCCGGAGCUCCGAGCUGGUGGUCCCUGAGCAGCCUCCCAGCAGGGAGAAGCCCUUCAGGUGCUUGGAAUGUGGGAAGAGCUUCAGUCAGAGCACAAACCUCCUCACCCACCUGCACAUCCACACUGGGGAACGGCCCUACACAUGUAGGGAAUGUGGGAAGGGCUUCAGGGUGAGCUCCAACCUUCUCAGGCACCAGCACAUCCACACUGGGGAACGGCCCUACAAGUGUGGUGAAUGUGGGAAGAGCUUCAGUGACAGCUCAAACCUGAUCAAACACCAGCGCAUCCACACUGGGGAACGGCCAUACAGGUGUGGGGAAUGUGGGAAGAGCUUCAGUGACAGCUCCACCCUGAUCCGACACCAACUCAUCCACACUGGAGAACGGCCCUACAAGUGCUUGCAAUGUGGGAAGAGGUUUCAGACCAGCUCCAGUGUCCUCCUGCAUGAGCGGAUACACACAGAUGAGAGGCCCUUCCGCUGCACCGACUGCGGGAAGGGCUUUAAGCUGAACUCCCACCUCAUCACCCACCGGCGCAUCCACACCGGGGAGAGGCCCUACAAGUGUGAGGAGUGUGGGAAGAGCUUCAGCGACAGGUCUACCUUGACCCAACACCAACGGACUCACCAGUAAGAGAAGCCCCACGAGUGCCCCGACUGCAGGAAGAGCUUCGGCCGCUGCUCCCACCCCGAAUGACCCCCCUGAUGGUGAGGCAACCCCUGGAGUCCAGUG
Empidonax traillii (willow flycatcher) is the source of this 1011-nucleotide messenger RNA. RefSeq names its product zinc finger protein 239-like. The record is from RefSeq and is a predicted model, not a curated record. The transcript is spliced from 2 exons. The annotation marks the transcript as partial. NCBI's taxonomy places the organism in Eukaryota, Metazoa, Chordata, Aves, Passeriformes, Tyrannidae.